AGAGGAUUUUUUUCUCCGCUAGGAAGUUACGCAUAGAACCUGACCAAUGUAAGAGAAUAAAAAUAGAGAAUAAAGCAUUAUUACACAAGGGGUUGCUGUAUAUUUUGUAGAUUUGAAAUGGUUAGCUGUUUGGUUUGCUGCCUAUGUUUCAUUAUCUUUCUUGCAGAUCGUGGAUUAGGCUUUAAUGAUUGCAAUACAUCAACAUGUGGGAGCUUCGGACCACCUGUCCGAUUUCCCUUUCGAAUCAGAGGCAAGCAACCGCGCCACUGUGGCUAUCCUCAAUCUGAGUUUCAUCUUUCUUGCUCGGAGAAGAAUGAUACUGUGCUGCAACUGCCAAAUUCAUGGAAACUUUUCAUCCUGGAAAUUGAUUAUAAGUCUCAAGUAAUUUAUGCAAAAGAUUCAGGAGGUUGCCAUUUUAGACGGCUUAUUUCAAACUUGAGUCUGUCCGUUUCUCCCUUCGAGUUGAUGAAUACAAGAGAGAAUAUCACCUUAUUCAAAUGCCCAUCAAGGAAAAUACAAGGUUGGUCUUAUUCCGUACGUCAGAUCCCUUGCCUUAGUGAUCUACACUAUGAUUUCCUUGGCGCUUCCUCAUACUAUUUAAUUGAAAAUCCCGACCUAUUAUCCUGCACCAAGAUACACGACUAUCCAGAAGUUGCACUCAUGGAUAAUCUGGAGAACUGGGAAGGCAGGAAUUGGUCCAAUCCACUUCUAGGAUUGAGUUGGAUCAAUCCAACAUGUAAAUCUUGCGAGGCAAAAGGGGCAUCAAUAAAGUUUAUAGAGACAGGUGCAGUCCUAGGUUCUGUUCUUCUUGUAGCAGCAGUUGUUCUACUCUAUCGUAGAUAUAGUUUCAACAAGAUGGAAAAAGAAUUUCAGUCCAAGAUUAAAAGUUUUUUGGAUGACUACAUGUCUCACAAGCCUACUAGAUAUUCGUAUGCUGAUAUUAAGAGGAUGACUAGCCAAUUUAAAGACGAAUUAGGCCAAGGAGCUUAUGGAAAUGUGUUUAGAGGGAAGCUAUCUGAUGAAAUUCUAGUUGCUAUUAAGGUUCUCAACAUCUCCAAAGGAAAUGGAGAGGAGUUCGUUAAUGAAGUUGGAACAAUAGGCAAAAUCCACCACGUCAAUGUGGUUCGUUUGAUUGGAUUUUGCGCUGACGGGUUUAGACGAGCUCUAGUUUAUGAGUACUUGCCAAAUGAUUCAUUGCAGAAAUUCAUCUCUCCAGCAGAUGACAAGAACCAUUUCCUUGGGUGGAAAAGGCUGCAAGAUAUAGCACUUGGCAUAGCUAAAGGAAUUGAGUAUCUUCAUCAGGGUUGUGAUCAGAGAAUCCUCCAUUUUGAUAUCAAACCGCAUAACAUCCUGCUUGACCACGACUUCAAUCCUAAAAUCUCAGAUUUUGGGCUGGCUAAGUUAUGUGCUAAGGAUCAAAGUGCAGUGUCCAUGACAACAGCUAGAGGGACCAUUGGCUACAUCGCACCUGAAGUGUUCUCAAGGAACUUCAGGAAUGUUUCGUACAAGGCAGAUAUUUAUAGUUUUGGAAUGUUAGUAUUAGAAAUGGUUGGAGGAAGGAAAAUUGUUGAUAUUACAAAGGACAGUGAUGAGCAAAUAUACUUUCCAGAAUGGAUUUAUAAUCUUUUAGAAGAAGGAGAAGACCUUAGGUUCCAUAUUGAAGAAGAGGGAGAUGCUAAAAUUGCAAAGAAACUAGCAAUUAUCGGACUCUGGUGCAUUCAAUGGAACCCAGUCGAUCGCCCCACCAUAAGAGUUGUUGUUCAUAUGUUAGAAGGUGAAGGAGAGAAUCUAACAAUACCUCCCAAUCCUUUUAACUCUGGCAUUCAAACAAAGAAGAAUCCAAAGAUUUCAGGGAAGCGACUCCAUUCAGAGUUGGAUGCCAUCUCAGAAACAGAAUAAAAGUCAUAAAUAACAUGCAUUUACAAGUACUUCUCAUCAUAGUUUCCCAAUAAUGUGUCGCGCAAGUUUGUGAACAAUUCAUGCUCAGUUGUUAAUGUAUUGUACUACAGAACUGAUUCAAGUCUUGCUAUUUGAACUUAGUAGCACUAGUAUGUUAAAUUUACCAUA
This is a messenger RNA of Manihot esculenta (cassava), 2067 nucleotides long. Its product is annotated as rust resistance kinase Lr10. Gene Ontology annotation, molecular function: protein kinase activity; polysaccharide binding; ATP binding. Gene Ontology annotation, biological process: protein phosphorylation. Bases 118 to 1899 code for a protein of 593 amino acids. Lineage: Eukaryota; Viridiplantae; Streptophyta; Magnoliopsida; Malpighiales; Euphorbiaceae. The record is from RefSeq and is a predicted model, not a curated record. The transcript is spliced from 3 exons.